AUGGAGUCCCGGACUCUGAAGUCACUGCUAGUAAAUCCGGUGGGCGUUGCCGUCUCCAGUGGUCUUCUUCUUGUGGUGCUCUUCGCCUUUAGCUUAAUCAAACGGAGGUUCGGUAGUCCUGAUAAGAGGAGGCCACCAGGUCCACUGGGAUGGCCAAUUUUCGGAAACAUGUUCGAGCUUGGGGAGCUGCCGCACCAAACGAUGUACAGGUGGAAAAACAAGUACGGACCCGUGAUGUGGCUGCAGCUGGGAUCGAUCAACACCAUGGUCGUCCAAAAUGCUACAGCCGCAGCCGAACUAUUCAAGAAGCACGACGUCCCAUUUGCUGACCGCAAGGUGCCCGAUACCCUCACGGCCUUCGACUUCAACCAAGGCACCUUGGGGAUGAACACCUUUGGCGGGCACUGGCGGGUGCUCAGACGCCUCUGCUCCAUGGAGUUUCUGGUGAACAAGAGGAUGAACGAGACCACUGACCUGAGGAACAGACUCGAGAGAAACAUGGUAGCCUGGAUUGAGGACGAGCAUAGGACCUCCAAGGCUCAGGGGGGAGACGGCAAGGUGCAGCUCAGCCGCUUGCUUUUUCUCAUGGCGUUCAACCUGGUGGGCAACCUCAUGCUGUCCAAGGAUUUGUUGGACAACAGAAAUCCCGAAAGUCGGGAGUUCUUUGAAUCCAUGAACGAGAUCCUGUCCUUGGCCGGGACUCCUAACAUUUCAGAUUUUCUACCAUUCUUGAAAAAGCUUGACCCAUUGGGGAUGAAGCGGAGAAUGAUAGCCCACAUGACAAGAACCUUCAGGAUUUCUUCCAGAUUUGUCCAGGAAAGGCUUGACAACAGAAAAGCCGGCAAGUUCAACGAGAAGAAAGACUUCUUGGAUGUCCUGUUGGAGUACCAGGGGGAUGGUAAAGAUGGUCCUGCUACAUUCUCGGAGAAGCAUAUCAACGAUGUUAUCAUGGAAAUGUUUUUUGCGGGUUCAGAAACUACAAGCAUCAGCAUAGAAUGGGGUUUCGCAGAGUUGCUUCGCCACCCUCACGCGUUCCAAAAGCUCAGGGAGGAGAUUGAUAGAGUUGUGGGAGUAGACAGAUUGGUGCAGGAGAGUGACAUGGAGAGCCUGCCGUAUUUGCAGGCCGUCGUGAAAGAAACCUUCAGACUGCACCCUGCACUGCCUCUGCUCCUACCAAGAAAUACCAUGGAAGACACCAAGUACCUGGGAUAUCUGAUUCCCAAACGCACGCAAGUCUACGUGAACGCUUGGGCAAUAGGAAGGGAUCCAGCAUACUGGGAUGACCCCUUGACCUUCAAGCCUGAGAGGUUCCUGAAUUCCAGUGUUGAAUACAAAGGGCAGCAUUUUGAGCUGAUACCGUUUGGAUCUGGAAGGAGAAUCUGCAUCGGUUUUCCUUUGGCCCACCGCGUGGUUCACCUCACUUUGGCCACUUUGGUGCAAGCCUUUGACUGGGAUCUGGGAGCUGGUGUCAAACCUGAAGACAUUGACAUAGACGAGAAGCUGGGAUUGACGCUGAGGAAGAAGAAUCCUCUCAAACUAAUUCCAAAGAAGCGUCUCCGCGUUUGAAAGAUUAAUCGAUCGUGUUAGAGUCUGCCAAUUUCCUUUGUGCCUAGCUAUGAUAUAAAUAAAAAAAAUAAGCUUACAUCCAUAAUAAAACUUGCCCCCGAUGUAAUCUCCUCUUUUUCAGUACUGCUCUUCUAUUGAGUAUUCCCCUAUUAGGAUAGUGCCCUCUUCUGCAAGUGCUUACUCCGGUGUACCUGGCAUUGUGUUGUAAUACUAGGUAAGGCUGGCACUGCGCCACUCUCCACCGCAAUUUUAAUGACAGUCGUAUUAUGUGUAAUAAAUUGAGGAUAUUUGCUGGUAA
This is a messenger RNA of Coffea arabica (coffee), 1864 nucleotides long. RefSeq names its product iridoid oxidase. The record is from RefSeq and is a predicted model, not a curated record. Lineage: Eukaryota; Viridiplantae; Streptophyta; Magnoliopsida; Gentianales; Rubiaceae. Gene Ontology annotation, molecular function: monooxygenase activity; heme binding; oxidoreductase activity, acting on paired donors, with incorporation or reduction of molecular oxygen.